AUGGCGGCUGGACAUAGAGCUAUCGUUAGAGAUCGCAUGUAUCUGAGGCAAGUGCCACGUCCUCGUGUUUUUCGCGAUAGGAGUAACCCUCUGGAGGACCUAAGGGAAGAGGAGAUAUUUGCUCGCUAUCGUUUCCGGCCGGAUACGAUCUACUUCAUUGUUGAUUUAUGCCAGGCAGCUGCCCGGGACACAGGCAGAUGUUUCGCAAUACCUUUGGUGUUGUGCGUUUUAAGCUACCUGCGGUUUUUGGCAACAGGAGCUUUCCAGUUGACUGUCGGUGACACUGUCAACCUGAGCCAGCCCACAGUAAACAGAGUUUGCCGCCAGGUUGGACAGGUGAUUUCUGCUCUUGCAGACCGGUAUAUCUGCUUCCCCUCCGGUGAUCGUGUCCGCCAAGUGAAGCAGCAGUUCGGUGCCAUGGCUGGCUUUUCCAACGUCGUCGGGGUAAUUGAUUGCACCCAUGUUUCGAUAAAGAAGCCAUCGUCCAAUCCAGAGGAUUACAUUGGGAGCAUUAUUGAAAUCACAAAUAUUAAACUGUGUAUAUUUCAGGCUGUAUGUGAUGCCUCAUAUAGGAUUACAUCAGCAGUAGUGAUGUGGCCAGGAAGGACACACGAUGCACGAAUCUGGCGCCAAUGUGCACUCCGAAGGAGGUUUGAAGAUGGUGAUAUGCAAGGGUUUUUACUUGCUGACAGUGGGUAUGCCUGUACAAGGUAUAUGUUAACCCCCUACAUGAAUCCUGUGGGAGAGGCACAGGCACGUUACAAUGGGGCACUGUGUCGCACAAGGGUCACUGUUAAGCAAACCUUUGGAAUUUUGAAGCAACGAUUUCAGGUAUUUCGGAGGAAGUUGAAUUGUUCUCCAGAAAGGGCAUGUAUGCAUAUUAGAAACUGCAUCACAUUGCACAAUCUGGCGAUCGAUCGCAGGGAUAUCGUUGCUGUUGACCCAAUCGACCCCAAUGAUUAUCAUGGAGUUGAUGUUGGGGACAACAUGGAUGGGAAGGCCGCCAGGGAGUACGUGACCAGAAUGUACUUUGAGCGAUAG
This is a messenger RNA of Mya arenaria, 1041 nucleotides long. Its product is annotated as putative nuclease HARBI1. The transcript has 5 exons. NCBI's taxonomy places the organism in Eukaryota, Metazoa, Mollusca, Bivalvia, Myida, Myidae. The coding region runs from base 1 to 1041 and encodes 346 amino acids. The record is from RefSeq and is a predicted model, not a curated record.